AUGGCAGGAAAGACAAUAUUAGAGAAUCCUAGUCAUGGUGUCGACCCCAAGAAACUAGACCCCGAACCACCCACGUCAACGGGAGGAGCCGGUCAUGAGUCAGCCAGCGAUCAAUCAAUAAGGACGGGCGAAAUUGAUCAACAGACCACCGACACAGAUAAUCAAUUGAAAAAGUUAAAAUUAGCUUCUUCAAAUAACCUUAGUCGAUCUAAAAGAACUGUACGUUGGAACAAGGAAUUGGUAACGGAAUCUCCAAGGGUGAUUGCUGCUCGUCUUGCCGCCAGCAACAACGCCGCCGGAUAUGUACCCGAACCCUCUUCUUCUCCGGCACCACCCGCCUCAUACACAGAAUCCUUCAUCAGUAGAAUUAGUUCAGUUCGAAUUGCUCUUUUGAGAUGGGGAAACAAUGUGAAAGAAGCAACAAAGAAAGCUGAAGAUCUGGCUGGGAAUACAUGGCAACACUUGAAGACGAGCCCUAGUGUAACGGAUGCUGCACUUGGGAGAAUUGCUCAAGGGGCUAAAGUUCUUGCAGAAGGUGGAUAUGAUAAAAUAUUCAGACAAACAUUUGAAACAAGUCCUGAUGAAGAUCUUCAAAAUUCUUUUGUCUGUUAUUUAUCAACUUCAGCUGGUCCUGUUAUGGGUGUUCUUUAUUUGUCUACAUCAAAGCUUGCAUAUUGUAGUGACACACCAAUGCCAUUUAAAUCAUCAACUGAUCUCGACAAUACUAAUACUAAUACACAAUGGAGCUAUUACAAGGUUAUUAUCCCGCUAGAGCAGCUUAAAUCUGUUCAUCCUUCAUCGAAUGGAAGCAACCGGGCUGAAAAGUACAUUCAAGUUUUGUCUACUGAUAAUCAUGAAUUUUGGUACAUGGGUUUUGUUAACUAUGAAGCUGCUGUCCACAAUCUCGAAUCUGCUCUUUGUGCCCGUGACAUGUCUGUUUAA
This is a messenger RNA of Impatiens glandulifera, 942 nucleotides long. Its product is annotated as GLABRA2 expression modulator-like. NCBI's taxonomy places the organism in Eukaryota, Viridiplantae, Streptophyta, Magnoliopsida, Ericales, Balsaminaceae. The coding region runs from base 1 to 942 and encodes 313 amino acids. The record is from RefSeq and is a predicted model, not a curated record. The transcript has 3 exons.